CAGGACCUGCUCGGCAUCCUGUCACGCCCUCUCCGGUCAUGUGACCAGUGGUCUUGUCAGCCAAUCGCAGCGUACCAUCUGUAAAAGCAUGGCGUCCGACAUUACGUGGAGGUGUAUGCUGCUCGUGUUGUACUUUUGUUUUCUGUGUGGUGUGGCGGCGGAGGGCAAAGACAAAGUCAAGAAAAAGAAGGACAUUCGAGACUACAAUGAUGCGGACAUGGCGCGGCUCCUCGAGCAGUGGGAGGAAGAUGAUGACAUUGAAGAGGGGGACCUUCCCGAGCACAAACGGUCUCCUCCUCCCAUUGAUUUUUCGAACGUGGACCCCUCCAAGCCAGAGGAGCUACUGAAGAUGUCGAAGAAAGGCCGGACCCUGAUGGUAUUUGCUACUGUCUCUGGAGAUCCCACCGAGAAGGAAACGGAGGAGAUAACAGGCCUGUGGCAGGGCAGCCUUUUUAACGCCAACUUUGACAUUCAGAGGUUCGUGGUGGGCUCAAACCGGGUGAUCUUUAUGCUGCGGGACGGUAGCAUGGCCUGGGAAGUUAAGGAUUUCCUUGUCGCCCAGGACCGUUGUGCAGAUGUAACUGUGGAGGGACAAGUAUUUCCAGGGAAAGCAACCAGUAAGGAUGACUCCAAAAACAAGCCGCAGAAUGAAAUCAAAACCAAGAAAAAAGGUAAGAAGGCAGAGGGCAAGAAGCCAGAUGUGAGGGGAAACAGUGCUGGUGAUCUGAAACAGGAGCUGUGACACUGCUGAGGAAGGGGACGUGAUGAGUCCCAGGGUAUUGCUCUGCUGCCCUUUGGUACAUCUGCUCUGUGAGCACCAAGAACACAAUGAACUGCUGAACCUAAAACAUUAUGUGAAUGAACCAAUCAGUCCCAUGUGAAAUAUUAAGUUUGAAGAUUAAACUGGAAUCACCUCUCUGAUUCUGUUGGCAUCCCCACCCCCUUACAGAGGAGUGAUGUGUAUAGAUGAUUAUCAGCACAUUCUGGUUGAUCUCUGCAGCUCUAACACUCGAAUUGGAACCAAUGAUAAACAGCCAAUCACAUAUUUUUGUAAGGUACACAAGUAAGCAUUAUUAAGAUUUAGUUUUUUCAUUUUUUGGUGCACAGGCCCACUCUGUUCUUCAUGAUUUGAUGUGAAAGUGAUAAAGAGCACCCACAUGUUUUUUGUUCAUCAAAAAUGGAAAUAAAGAUUUUUUUAAAUGAUUA
Molecule: messenger RNA, 1206 nt
Organism: Menidia menidia (Atlantic silverside)
Lineage: Eukaryota; Metazoa; Chordata; Actinopteri; Atheriniformes; Atherinopsidae
Source: the annotation of a GenBank genome assembly